Periophthalmus magnuspinnatus is the source of this 395-nucleotide messenger RNA. It is a transcript of the gene gngt2b, whose product is annotated as guanine nucleotide binding protein (G protein), gamma transducing activity polypeptide 2b. Gene Ontology annotation, biological process: G protein-coupled receptor signaling pathway. Bases 90 to 302 code for a protein of 70 amino acids. The record is from RefSeq and is a predicted model, not a curated record. Gene Ontology annotation, molecular function: G-protein beta-subunit binding. Gene Ontology annotation, cellular component: heterotrimeric G-protein complex. The transcript has 3 exons. NCBI's taxonomy places the organism in Eukaryota, Metazoa, Chordata, Actinopteri, Gobiiformes, Gobiidae.
AACCAAACCAGAACAAGGGACAUCGUAAACGAGCUCUUAGGAGCGGAAACUUUUCUUGUGUGUGAGGACCCCGCCAUUCAACAGUCAGGAUGGCUCGGGAUAUGUCAGAUAAAGAAAUCCUGAAAAUGGAGUUGGACCAAUUGAAGAAGGAAGUCAGCACAGCCCGUACACCUGUGCUUGCAAACUGCGCCGAAACCAUUGCUUUUGUGGAGAACCUGGCUCCCAAUGACAUGCUGAUCAAGGGAGUCCCAGACGACAAGAACCCGUACAAGGGAGACAAGGGAGGCUGUGUAGUAACAUAACAAAUGUAUAUAUCCAACAGGCAAAAAAACAUCAUGAUAUUUUUUAUGACACCUGGAUACAAACUUAGACUAACUGUGAAUGCAUGGGUAAUA